This is a messenger RNA of Pomacea canaliculata, 3866 nucleotides long. Its product is annotated as toll-like receptor 13. Gene Ontology annotation, biological process: signal transduction. The coding region runs from base 295 to 2358 and encodes 687 amino acids. Gene Ontology annotation, cellular component: plasma membrane. The record is from RefSeq and is a predicted model, not a curated record. Gene Ontology annotation, molecular function: protein binding. The transcript has 2 exons. NCBI's taxonomy places the organism in Eukaryota, Metazoa, Mollusca, Gastropoda, Architaenioglossa, Ampullariidae.
UUUGAUCUUUUGGUGGAGAGAAGUCACGAUAUAUACAGACACCACCUACAGGAGCCAACUCUUCGUAUGACAGGCAGCGACUCCUACAGUUCCUGUGACUACUGCAGGUCCUGGAGAAGUUCUCUCCCAGUUCUUUUCUAACGCUUUUCUGUGGUGAAGUAUUCAAUAUUUUCUUCUCCGUUCUCCUGUUUUCUACCACCUUAGUUUGUUUCUUGUUUUCUAAUCUCUGCCAUAAGACCUGUGUGCAAACACGAUUAAGUUGUGCGCACCCUGGGGAAGAAGGCAAAAGAACCAAUGGGGCGAUCAGCUUGUUUAGAGUUCCUUCUCUUCCUGUUGCUGCUGCAAACAAACUCUUUCGGAGCAAACGCAGCUGCGAGCAGUUGUCCACAUUGCGAGGAUUCGUGCUGCAGUCUUGACAUCCAGCUGUACAAGCAGCUGCGCGUGGACGUCAACUGCUCGCAACCUGAUCACGCGGUCAUCGUCGUGGACACGGAGACUACAAGUGAUGCCGCAAACCACCGCGACGACCCAACGUGCAACGAAACCUCCCUGAUUUACGACUACGGAUGUCUGACGGAUCUUCCUGUCAACAUCUGUGAUUUUCCCUCCAUCAGGGCCGUCAGACUGCUCUACAACAACCUGACUACCUUUCCCCGCCUCACCUGCCUGCAUCGUUUGCUCGUCCUUGACCUCCGCUACAACGCUAUCACUCAAGUUCCGGAAGGAGCCUUUCACGGUCUCCCCGAGCUUCGCGAGGUCUACCUGGACUUCAAUGUCAUCACCUCAAUCCAUCCUGACGCCUUCGAUCCACACGUGACUGAACUAAAGAUCUUCACCAUCGCCAACAACCUUCUGACCGUCGUCAAUCCUUGGCUGUUCCUCCUGUCCUACGAGUUUUGCGAGUUCGAUUUCAGCAAUAAUCACAUAAAGGAUUUAAGCAAUGAGCAUCAUCGAAAUAUCAACAUGUCUGUCAACUACGGACCUGGCUUUGUGGAUUUUUCUUAUAAUAAUGUCACGGCAUUGCCUACAAAUGAGUUUAUGAAGUUUGGCAUCAAGACAAUGAACGAUAUGUUGAAAUUUUUCUUGUGGGGAUUUGAUUUUCGUCACAAUCCUUUCCACUGUGACUGUCAAAUGUACGACCUCCUUGGAUAUUUCGAUAACUUGACACUCUUUGUUCGGGCAGAUAUCUUGAAUGUCACGUGUGGUAGCCCACCAAAGUUCAAGGACGUUCCUUUCAAUAAAGUACCACUGGACGAGCUGGUGUGCAAUGUCACAGAGAACUGCCCGUCGUCCUGCACGUGCACUAAGAGACCUUAUUAUCAAGACUUGUUGGUGAAUUGUACUUACAAGCGACUGCCGACCCUGCCUGACGACACGCCGGAAGGGAGCCUCACUAUGAACAUGAUUCAAAACGCCAUCACGCGCCUGGACUGGCAACAUUACCUCAAGCGAGUGGUUCAUCUGAACCUGACGGACAACCACCUCCGCGACAUCGACUGGCAGGCGGCGCUGGCGCUGCGCAACGUCAGGACCCUUGACCUUCGCGGAAACGAUCUUCACCAUGUGCCCAGCACCUUACAGGUUGUGUCCCCUAACGCGCUGUACCUGGACACCCACACCCUCAGGUGCACCUGUGACCUGGAGUGGUUUCCGGCCUGGGCCAGGUACUACGUCGGGGACAACAUACGAAAGGUCACGUGCCUGUCGGAAAAGGACGGUCGUCAAGUGCUGCUGAUCAACGCCACGCGAAAGGAACUCGGCUGUGAAGAAAACAAUGACUCACCCCCUCAAGUGACUUUGGUUUCCAUCAUCUUGGUAGUCGCCGUCGUCGUCGCCUCCCCCAUCCUCGUUGUAGUGUUUCGUCACGAGGUGUUGGUGCUCAAACAUCGCUUGCUCUACCGUCAUCACACAGACAAACACUUCCCCGCUCUGCUGGACGACCUUCGCUACGACGUCUUCGUCAGCACGGCCACCAACAGCGACAACGACGCCACCUGGGUGAGCAGGAUCUUGCUGCCGGCCAUGGACAGACGCCGACUGACCUACUUUGUGCCACAGCGAGACUACCUGCCGGGAGCCAUCCCCAUGGACGAAGUGGUUCAAACCCUCCGACAGAGCAAGUGCGCGCUCAUCCUGCUGUCGCCGGACUACCUGGCCCAGCCCAUCUGCUGCUUCCAGUUCCGCCAAGCGUACGACAUGAUGGUCAAGGAGGGUCGCGGUCGCGUCUUCGUCGUGUGCUUGCAGAAGGUCAAGCGGGGUCAGGUGCAGGAUAGGUUCCUAAGAGCCAUGCUCAACCUCAACAUGGCGUACUCAGGCCACUGCCCCGAACAUCUUUCCGCUGUCCUCAGUCGCAUAUAAACCUACAGUUGCUGAACCACAUCUGUCGGUUACAUCAUUCUUGACCGUCACUAAGGGUAUUAUUUCUAAAGGGUAACUGAGCCAAAAUGUCAGUAAUAAGAAAAUGUCGAAUACUGACAAUAUUUUUCUUCAAUGUAUCAGUAGAAUGGGCAGCCUGGGGGACUUGUACUGUUGAAAUAAACCGUACAAACCCUCACCCCAUUCUUUCUUUAUCUUCCUCUUCCUCCUUGCCAUAACUUUUUUAAAAUUUCCUUGAGUAUGUCCGUGCCUGAGUCGAUUCUCAGACGAGCACGUUGAAGUGUUUAAAGACGGAAAAUAAAAAGUGGCCUAGAGCCAUUGACCUUAUCCUCGAAGUCACCAUCUUGAAAUCAGAACGAGGCCUUAUGUGUCGUUGUAUUUGCUUCGCUUGCAGGAUGAUAUGUAGACACUAUUUUAUAGCAAGUAGCAUAAUGCCAAUAGGGCUUUUUUUUUUUUUUGGUAGUGUGCUUGUUUGGUAUUCACAUUUUUCUUAACAGUGUGAAAGUGUGAAAAUGUUAUCACAUAUUUUACGUUUGUUUUUCAUUUUCUCCACACACUUUGAAAUGUUGAUGUUGAAUACCUUACCCCGUUUACUUGUGUGUAUAUUAUUUCGUGUGUGCAUUUAUUAUUUCUGUGACACCAACCACUCAAAAAUGCUGUACCUUACGAGGGUAUUUCGCAUAUUGCAUACAUAUCUCUUUACAUUUGUGUGUCACCAGGCUGUAUAAUUUGCUGUUUAUCCUUAGAAUUUGUUGCAGGAUGUGUACAUUCAAAUUUCUUAUGUUUAUGUUUCUCUUUCAAUAAUAUGUCUUCCUUGCACCUUAAAUUAAGAAAUUUCAAGUAUCUGUUACAGCUUUCAAAGCUUUAUUUCUCACUUGCAAUCGAAAGCAAGGAUAAUGUGGCCACAAUGUCACAUGUGUCAUCAUCUGUACAGGUGGGUAUACACAUGUGUCUGCACGAUUUGACUUUCUUUGUGAGGUUCUCAGGCAGUCAUUCUCGUAACCAUGAGACCCAUGAGGCCUCGUUAAUAAAUGUUGUGCAGGUCCUAAGGUCAUGUCCACGUCGUUCUUCUAAUCUGUCGAGUUUGUAGUGUGCUCUCUUUCGAGGUUUCAAGCACAAUACUGCUUGUCCUCGCCUCUCUCAAAGAUAGUAAAACACGGAGAUAGCGCACGACGCGGUUUACGACUUCCUCCAGACUUCAUUCAUAACGCAGCGCCCCGCGCGGCACGCAUGGCGGUCUGUGCAAGGGAGACAACCACUAGACUGUAAACGUGCGAUGCGAUUGCCUGCAGCUGCUCUUAUUCUUUGGUUUUGCUCUAGGAACCUAUUAUAUGUUUAUGUGUGUAGUGAUAAUAAAUAAUGGCUUAUUAUUUGCAAGUUUUAUUAAAGAAAUAUUAAACAACAUUUUACUCAAAGUGCUCCUCCACCUCUCCACUCUAGCUGUUGUCUGGUGUGCGCGUGCAAGCAAUAAAGCUGUUCUUGUAAAUAUU